Molecule: messenger RNA, 4223 nt
Organism: Struthio camelus australis
Lineage: Eukaryota; Metazoa; Chordata; Aves; Struthioniformes; Struthionidae
Source: RefSeq, a predicted model, not a curated record
UGCGGCUCGCCGCCCGAGGACUACUGCCUGCAGAUGGGUGCCCGCGACGCCACCAAGCUGUGCCACCGCUGCGACGCCGGCGACCCCCAGCUCCACCACAAUGCCUCCCUGCUCACCGAUUUCCACAGCCAGGAGGACAGCACCUGGUGGCAGAGCCAGUCCAUGGCCUUCGGCAUCCAGUACCCCAACUCCGUCAACAUCACCCUCCACCUGGGUGAGUGUGGCCGGGACCCCUGUGAGAGCCCGGAGGCAGUGCUAGCUGAGCGCUGGUGUGCCCCGGGCCCCCUUCAGAGCCGCAAUGGCCGGCCCCAGCGGGCUGGUCACGUCGCCCCGGGGCAGGCGGUGGAGGGUCCGCGCGUGCCCCUGGCGGGGACUCGGGAGCUGCCUGCUCGCGCAGAAGGUCAGCCCUUUCCCAGCCCCCUGCGAGCAGGCAGACAUCUGGUCUGCGUCCCCGAGAAGCCGAGGCUGGGCUUCCUGCCGGGGCUGAGAAGUGGCGCCGGAGGAGCCUGCCAGCCCCCGUUCCCCGCUCCGACACCUCCUGAGUGGGUGACCGUCACCGACCUGCUCAUCUCCUUGAACCGGCUCAACACUUUUGGGGACGACAUCUUCAAGGACCCCAAGGUGCUGCAGUCGUACUACUACGCCAUCUCGGACUUCUCCGUCGGCGGCAGCGGGCUGGAGGGCUGGGCGGCCGUGGCUCCAGACGGCACUGAGAUCCCUUUGCGUUGGGCUGAUGGCGAGAUCUUCACCGAGUGGGACGGAGAAGAGCCGGUGGAUUUUCUUGCACCAGGGAAGUUUCUGCAGAACCAGCGUCUCAGCUACGGGCAGCUCCUCUCCCUGCUGCUGGGAGUGGAGGGGAACGGGACCGGAGCAUCCCUGCCCCAGGUGCAGCUGGUGCUGGAGGGCGAGGGCAUGGGGAUCACGGUGCAGGCCCGCUCCUCCCCGGCCGGUGACGAGCCCCAGCCCCGCCAGGGGAAGCAGGCUGUCACCUUCAGGCUUCACGAGGCAGAGGGUGCGGAGCCUUUGCUGUCGGCCUUCAGCUUCCAACGUCUGCUCUCCAACCUGACCGCCCUCCGGCUCCGCGUGAGCCGCGGCCCCCUGCAAGGCAGGCUGUCCCUGAGCGAGGUGCAGCUCACGUCCGCUCGCCCCGGCCCGGCCUCAUCGGCCAGCUGGGUGGAGGAGUGCCUCUGUCCCCGGGGCUAUGCCGGCCAGUUCUGCGAGUCCUGCGCGCCCGGCUUCAAGCGGGAGGUGCCCUUCGGCGGCCCGUUCGUCGACUGCGUGCCCGGCACCUGCAACCAGCACGGCAGCUGUGACCCCCUCGCAGGUGCGUCCCCCGGCUGUCGGCCUCCCCGGACCCAUCCGGUCACCAAAUCCUUGCGUAAAUGGGUAACAAGUCAGCACACUUGCAUGUUUCCAAGGGAUGCUGGGAAUUAUCUCCAUGGGGACACGGCGGUGCAGGUGGAGUCCAUGGUCAGGAGAGCGCUGCAGGCCUCCAACACCAGCUACGUGCUCCUGCAGAGCCUGCUGGAGGACAGCGUGACGCUGGAGACGCAGCACGAGCUGGAGGCCAGGUACAAGGAAAUCCAGCGGGCGCAGGAGGAGCUGGGCGCUGGCAUGCUGGAGGUGGCAGCGGAGGCCAAGAGAGCUUUCACAGCCGUCCACCAGGCAAACGCGGACAUGGCCAAGAAACUGCUGCCAGCAGCUGCUCUGGGCCAGCAGGCGCUGCUGGCACGGGCUGAGACCCUGAUGCAGGACCUGGCGGCGUUGGAGCAGGCAGCAAAGGCCAGGGAGCCGUCGCUGCAGGACAGGGCUGCCUCUGCCCACGCCCUGGCCACCUCCGCAGUCUCACACGGCAAAGCUGUGCUCUCCGACGCAGAGUCCCUCCUGGCCAGCUUGGAAGGCACGAGGAGGGUGCUGGGGCGUCGGAAGGGCCAGGCUGCCCUGAGCAGAAGGAUGGCGCUUGUGCGGGACAGGACAAUGGUGGACGCCCAGAAGAAGACUAAACAGGCAGAGAAGAUGCUGGGAAGUUCCUUGUCUGUCUCCACCACAGCCAGGAGGAUGGCCGGGGAGGCUGAGCAAGUCGCCAGCCAGAGUGCUAAGAGGGCACAGGUUGUGCUGCGGGAGAGCAAGCAGGCCCGCAAGCACGCCAGCAAGCUCGCCACGAGUACCAGCGAGACCCAGCGGGAGCUCUCCAGGCAGGAGCGUAUGGCUGAGAAGCUCAGGGGGGACCUGGAGGAAGCAGAUCAGGUGAGGACGGAGGCAAGUCAAAUGGCAAAAAGUCUCCAGGAAGCCCGGGGCUCACUGCUCUCGGACAUCGAGACCCUGAACGACCUGCUCAGCAGCCUAGGUGAGGCGCAUGCGGGGAGCGAGCUGCAGGGGCGCCGGCAGCUGCGCCUGGCCGUGCCAGGCACCCUGGCCGGGAGGCUGAGCCACCUGCAGCGGGAGGCAGAGCGGCAGCAGGAGAAGAUUCAGGCGUUCGAGAGCGACCUGGCCGAGAUCCGGGCCGACAAGCAGAACCUGGAGGACAUUCUGCAGAGCCUGCCCGAGGGCUGCGCGAGCUGGCAGUGACAGGUCCCUCGCCCCCACCCGAGCAGCCCCCGUCACCUCCGUGCCCCCCUGCACAAGGAACGGCAGAGCAAAGGCCGCCCCUGCGUUCACCGGCGUCGAAACCUCCCUCUGCUCUUCGCACUGCUCUGCACGUGGCAUUGCACCCAGGUCCUGAUCUGCACGGGUUCAGGCUCAGCGUCCCUAGCGCUCUGCAACAUAAACUCCAGCCACCAGCUCUGCUCCCCGGGGUGGCUGGAACAAGCAGCUACCAGGGUCCGACGUUUCUGGGCAGAAGACAGAGCUGUCACAGGGCUGGUCUCUGACCAUGCAGUUCCUCCACGCUGGACACACCGCUCCAGCUCACCUUCCUCGCCGAGGGAGAGCAUAACAAGCACGUCAAGUACCAAAGAAAUAGUCCCCGGCAGCCUCCUGCCCCAGGAGGAGACGAGGGAGACUGCUGCACUCAUGCAGGAAGGCAGUCCUGCUGCCCAGCGCCCUGCAGCCCCGCUGCCCAGCACCCUGCAGCUCACGAGUUACCAUCACAGUCACGAAGGUGCAGAGAUGAAUCAGGGUGAAGCUGGGCUGAGAGAGGGGCUCAUGGGAGGGCACGCAGUUCCCCUGCUUCCCUACAGGAAGGACAUUCGUAGCAAGGAGGGCUAAGCUGGGCUCUGAACCAGCUCUGGGUCAGACAGGUGGGGCAUCCUCUGCCCGCUGCAGCAUAUGAGCAGCUCUGCUCCUGCUGUUCCUCUGUUCCAGGGUAGCGUGGGGGUGUUGGAGCCUACAGCUUUAGUCUUGCUAACCUGUCCCAGCUCCACUUGGCUUGGUGGAGGUCACCAGUUCUGGAUGCAAACCAGCCCAGCUGCCUGCAGUCCCAGGGGCUUGGUGGAAGAGCAGUGCACCAGGCGGGGAGGUGGGAGGCAGGAGCACGCUGGAGCUGAGCGCUGGCACUGCUCAGCUGCCCAGCUCUGUGCUAACGCUUGCAGCUGCAUCACCCGUAGCAGCUCCCAGGCCAGCAUCAGCACCCAUUCCCCGCCGGCUGAGAUGCCUCGGGCUGGCCCGUGUCACCGGGUUGCACAGCCAGCGCUGGCUGGCCUGUGCCAGCUGGACACGGCUGGCUUAUGCCAGUGUCACUCCCACUGGACGGCACGGACGGCGGCGGCUGUAUUGCCUUUAAAGGAAAGGCAUGUGCGGUUCACCCCGGCCCGCGCGUGGGCCGGUCUGUGGGGCCAGGCCGGCAGCAGCGGGAGCAGAGCCGGGUCUGUGCACAGCCCACCCUCCGCUGGCUGUGCCGUGACUCCAGGCAGCCGGGAAGUCAGAAAUGAGCCCCCGGGCUAGAGCACAGUUCACUUUUUAACCUGUUUUUCCUGUGCUCUUCUGCUGUUCACAGUGUUAGAAAUCAGGUUUGCUAAGGUCAUGUGUAACGCUGGCUGUAAAACUGCUGCCUUAGCUACUGGAGUGCCCCAGCCCUUUCUCCCUCUGGUCCAGUUUUCUGGAAGGAGGACAGGACUUUUCCUGAACAAACCUAUUUCUCUCCUACUUCCGCACACCAGCUGGUCGAGGAGCAGGGUGCCUGAGUUGCAGCAGUGCAGGAGCGCAGUUGCAGGGGCUCCCCUCUCCUCCGCUUUUGCAGAGCUGUCCCCGGGCAGCGAGCGUUGCAGCCAGGGCACGGCGUGACG